UUCCUUGAGAUAUUUUUCAGAGGGCAUUUUUCAAUCGUUUAUCCGUUACCUCUGACUAACCACUUCAACUGGAGAGGUGCCAGUUCACCUCUGGGGCAGCGCCUCUGUCUCUCCACAUUAACUGCAUGUGUAUGUGUUUAUGUGUUUAUGUAAAACUGCUAACAGGGAAAAAAAAGAAUUUUCCCAAAAGGCAAAUGUGAUAUUUAUUUAUUUUAUCAAUAAAACUGUGCAGAAGAAUGGCCCAGUAUUAGCAGAGGUACACAAGCAUCGUUAUGACGACAGACAAUCAGAAUUUUGGCUGAAGGUUAUCACAUGCAUCAAAGGCAACAGAAUUCUCUGCUUUGAAACUGCCAGAAUUCUGAGGCCCAUAAAGAGCACUGACACAGAGAAUUCAUUUCACUCUUAGGAGUAACACUAGCUCAAACUCACACCAGUGACGGCACGUUGUCCUAAGAAAAGACAUUUUUCAGAGAGACCGCUUUGUCUUUGUUCAAAUUAUUGCAAGUUUGCAACUGCUCCUUGCACUGUAACGAUGGACGGAGAAGGAGAUGGACUGUGGAUUGGCUCUGACAAUGGGCCCGUCGACAGAGAAGCUCUGGACAUACUUUAUAUGUUUUUCAAUGAACAAGACGCCAGAGAAAGAGAUGCACAAGGAGACUGGGAAGAGGUCUGGAACUUCAUACCGCCAUCUGAAGAUCCUGGACCGGUCUUCCAGCAGGACAACAACGUGGCUGCCGACGAGGCUCACCUUGCUCCACAGGCUGCUCCACAAGAACAACCGCAGCCCAGUGGAUCCAGGCGGCGACCUCGUGAAGAAGAUGAUGAGGAAGAGGAGAGAAGCAGUCGACGAUUCAGAUGGUGGGAUGAAUUUGCAGACAGCGACUCAGACAACGACUGGGACAGUGAGGACAGUGAUGAAGAUGAGGGAGUGUCAGAGGAAGAAGACGAGGAUGAGGAGAAAAGCAGUCAAAGACUUGCGUCGCAGGAUGAAACUGCAGACCGCAACUCGGACAGCUUCUGCUCCCGUAAGGCUGGCGAUGAGGCUAAGGAUGAGGGAACGUCAGAGGAAAGAGAGCAGGACCCACUUCCUGAAAGAAAAAGAAAGAGAGAAAGUGAUGAGGAUGAGGAGAGCAGCGGUAAAAAACUCAAGUGGUGAGAUGAGAAAGAGGGGCAAAUCCAGACUGUAACACUACCACUCACUGCGACAGAUACCUCCUCUACCUCGACCACAUGACAUCCCCUCACCCACCAUCGCACCAUCGGCCCACUUCUGGCACCACCACCAGCUGACUGUCCCGGAGGGGAUCCCUCUUUGAGUAGGCUGACUGCAAUGACUCCUGAAAUACUCAACAUUCAAACAAGCAAUACGUCUCCUGCAAGAAAUCAUUCAAUCCAUUUUGAAUGUCAAGUAAGUAAAAAAGGGAUUCCUUCCUGUUGUAAUUUUCAUCAUUUAUCUUACACGCUCACCACGGCACAUUUUCAUAAAUUGCAGUUUGUCAAGUACAGUAUAACCAAUUUCAGCCAGUUUCCCUGCAUGUCCUCAUCUCCAUAUUCCUGUCUCAUUCGGUUUUAAUUAC
This is a messenger RNA of Scatophagus argus, 1577 nucleotides long. RefSeq names its product acidic leucine-rich nuclear phosphoprotein 32 family member B-like. The record is from RefSeq and is a predicted model, not a curated record. The coding region runs from base 533 to 1156 and encodes 207 amino acids. Lineage: Eukaryota; Metazoa; Chordata; Actinopteri; Scatophagidae. The transcript is spliced from 2 exons.